CCAUGGUUUCGCUAGCAAGCAAAGAUGAACAAGACGGCAUUGAGAUGGACUUAAGUUUGAUGCUGCUCGAAGACUCAAAAUUAGCGGAAUUGCUAAGAUCAAGCCUCCACGCUUGGGUGAUGGCUCUUCCGCGCCUUAUGCAAUCGCCCGACGACGCAGCCAAGCAGAAGCUCAUUCAGCAGAUUUCAAUAUCACUUCGGAUCCUGAACCAGCAGGGAAUUGACCUUACUAUUGUUGACCGCGUCAUGGCAUCGAACCUUCGAGACAGCGUUUCGGCGUUGAUCAAGGAGUCGAAAGGGGUGGGAUCUGUCAUCUCUUCAAACCCCACAGAUUCAAUCACCGUCUCUAAGAGCUGGUUAGAAGGCUCCCGGUCAAGUACUUUCCAGCCUCUGAUCAUGGGCUUUAAAGGCAGGCAGGAUACCAUGAGAGAGCUUACGUCGUUCAUAGACCAGCUCGCGACGUCCGACUCGUCCCUUACAAUCGCCAAAGAGCUUGUCGAUUCGAUUCGGUUUGGGCAGAGCGAAAUGCAGCUCGCCAGUUUCUGGCUGUCGUUGAAUCUAGUGAGAUCCGACAGCAGCCUGAAUCCGGGCAUUGAGGAUUUCCUGGACCUAGGGCCGUCCAGCAGAGACAUGAGGACAGAGUUACUCCAGGAGCUCUACGCGUUCUCUCUGUCCCUUUUGGCAGAUCCAGACGGCGAUGUGGAACUUGACUGGCGCUUCCAAGCUCUAGCUCUCGAGAUCAUCGCACUACAGGCAAACCAACAUAAAGAGAACUUCAAAAUCGAGCUUGUAGACUCCCUCUACCCUGUGAUCCAUCACAUUGGUAGCUCAAACUCAGCUCUGCGCAACCAUGCAAUUACGUGUCUCAACAUCAUCUCCGAUGCCUGCGGCUACGAGCACACUAGCGAUCUCAUUGUCUCAAACUCAGACUACCUAGUCAAUGCAAUAGCACUCAAGCUAAACAACUUCGACAUAUCCCCUCAAGCCCCACAGGUACUACUCAUGAUGAUACGAUUAUCAGGGCCGUCUCUACUGCCAUAUUUAGAUGACCUUGUCGAGAGCAUGUUUUCUGCUUUGGAAUACUUUCAUGGUUACCCAAAGUUGGUCGAACUCCUCUUCGCGGUCCUGAAGGGCAUUGCUGAGGAAGGGGUCAAAAGCCCAAUGCUUACGAUCACAAUGGACCAAAAGGCGUUGCAUCAGAAAACUGCGUGGAAGCCGAUCACUCUACCAGACGUUGCCGAAUUACUAAGAAAGACGAUGGAGAAUGCUGCCAAACCUGAUAAGGAGAGAUCUGAACGAUUUGACGAGGCUUUUCCGGAAAGGCCAUGGAAGGAAGCUUCGGGUAACAGGGUGGGAGAAGAGCCGCAACAGGAGGAGCCUGAAGAUGAGCCACCGCCCGACAAGCCAGAGCCACCCCCUCCCGCACCUAGAACCUUCAAUCUCCUCUUGAAGAUAUCGCAACUCACUCAGCACUACUUAACAUCAUCUUCCCCGUCACUUCGAACGUCUCUGUUGUCGCUGCUCAAUACCACUUUUCCGGCGCUAUCGGCACACGAAAACUCCUUCCUGCCUCUAAUCAAUACCCUUUGGCCAGUGCUUCUUCCGCGGUUGGACGAUCCGGAGGCGUACGUUGUGGCUAGUGCUCUGGAUGUUAUAGGCUUGAUGUGUGUUCACGCGGGUGACUUCAUGAGGACUCGAAUCGACGGGACUUGGGAGGAGAUUAAGACCAUAUACCGCCGAACAAUACAAAGCGUACGAAAACCCUCCCACGGGAGGAGAGAUAUUGUAUCUCUCGGUUCAUCUCAGCGAAGUCUCAACAGUCGUGAGAUCGUCGUAUCAGAGCGCAACUCGGAAGUUCGACCGCGCCUAGAAUACUACGUCGAUGCUCCAUCAAGACUAAUUUGGGAGAGUCUGGUCAAAUUGCUUGUCAUCGUCGUGGAGAAUGUGGCGGUGGGCGAGAAUGUCUUUGACGACAUAUUUGCCAUGUUGGACCCGUUGGUGGACGAGCAGGAGGAGGUUCGGAGCGCUCUGGAAAGCCGUAACCCUGACGCACUGUGGUUGCGGCAAUUUAAGAUAUGGGAGAAGGGCGGGCAACAGGAUGCCGCCAGGUGCAUUCCGGACCUUCCAAACGCUGGUAACCACCACGAGUGGAAGUUCGCGACAGUAACUGCACGAUAAGCUCGGACGGUACCGCUCCAACAUAGCGUCUCUCAGGCGCCGAGAUGCUUGCAAAGCAACUCGCAAAUUACAUUAGCAGUGGGUAGCAGACAGCUUAUGCUGAUAAGUAUCAUGAGUGAUGGUUUGUCAUUUCGCAAGUUGGAAUCGUUUCGUUCUCGCUACGUGUACUCUAUACUUGUCGCACUCCUUAAAGGGCUUCAAUGCAUCUCAUGACCCUUGAAGAGGCAUAAUGAUAUGUAUAUACAUGACCUUCUAGACGCUAUCCCGACUACGCAGCUUCAGCCUUCUCCGCCGUCUCUGCCA
Molecule: messenger RNA, 2480 nt
Organism: Mytilinidion resinicola
Lineage: Eukaryota; Fungi; Ascomycota; Dothideomycetes; Mytilinidiales; Mytilinidiaceae
Exons: 2
Biological process (GO): chromatin remodeling
Cellular component (GO): cytoplasm
Source: RefSeq, a predicted model, not a curated record